This is a messenger RNA of Knipowitschia caucasica, 3726 nucleotides long. The record is from the annotation of a GenBank genome assembly. Lineage: Eukaryota; Metazoa; Chordata; Actinopteri; Gobiiformes; Gobiidae.
AUGGACUCCCCCAUCACCUCUGUGGAGUCCUUCCGUUUCCUGGGCACCACCAUCACCCAGGACCUCAAGUGGGAGCCGACCAUCAGCUCCCUCAUCAAGAAGGCCCAGCAGAGGAUGUACUUCCUGCGGCAGCUCAGGAAAGCCAAGCUGCCUGCACAGAUGUUGGUGCAGUUCUACACGGCCAUCAUCGAGUCCAUCCUCACCUCGUCCAUCACCUCCUCCAUCACCUCCUCCAUCACCUCCUCCGUCACCUCCUCCAUCACCUCCUCCAUCACCUCCUCCAUCACCUCCUCCAUCACCUCCUCCAUCACCGUGUGGUUCGCUGGAGCCACAGUCAGGGACAAACAGAGACUACAGUGCAUUGUGCGCUCUGCAGAGGAAGUGAUCGGCCGCAGCCUUCCAUCGCUGCAGGACCUUGAGGAGGAGGUCCCGGGUCAGUGUGCAGUGUGGUGCAGUGAGGAGGAGGUCCCAGGUCAGUGUGCAGUGUGGUGCAGUGAGGAGGAGGUCCCGGGUCAGUGUGCAGUGUGGUGCAGUGAGGAGGAGGUCCCGGGUCAGUGUGCAGUGUGGUGCAGUGAGGAGGAGGUCCCGGGUCAGUGUGCAGUGUGGUGCAGUGAGGAGGAGGUCCCGGGUCAGUGUGCAGUGUGGUGCAGUGAGGAGGAGGUCCCGGGUCAGUGUGCAGUGUGGUGCAGUGAGGAGGAGGUCCCGGGUCAGUGUGCAGUGUGGUGCAGUGAGGAGGAGGUCCCGGGUCAGUGUGCAGUGUGGUGCAGUGAGGAGGAGGUCCCGGGUCAGUGUGCAGUGUGGUGCAGUGAGGAGGAGGUCCCGGGUCAGUGUGCAGUGUGGUGCAGUGAGGAGGAGGUCCCGGGUCAGUGUGCAGUGUGGUGCAGUGAGGAGGAGGUCCCGGGUCAGUGUGCAGUGUGGUGCAGUGAGGAGGAGGUCCUGGGUCAGUGUGCAGUGUGGUGCAGUGAGGAGGAGGUCCCGGUGAGGAGGAGGUCCCGGGUCAGUGUGCAGUGUGGCGCAGUGAGGAGGAGGUCCCGGGUCAGUGUGCAGUGUGGUGCAGUGAGGAGGAGGUCCUGGGUCAGUGUGCAGUGUGGUGCAGUGAGGAGGAGGUCCCAGGUCAGUGUGCAGUGUGGUGCAGUGAGGAGGAGGUCCCAGGUCAGUGUGCAGUGUGGCGCGAGUGAGGAGGAGGUCCCGGGUCAGUGUGCAGUGUGGUGCAGUGAGGAGGAGGUCCCGGUCAGUGUGCAGUGUGGUGCAGUGAGGAGGAGGUCCCGGGUCAGUGUGCAGUGUGGUGCAGUGAGGAGGAGGUCCCGGGUCAGUGUGCAGUGUGGCGCAGUGAGGAGGGAGGUCCCGGGUCAGUGUGCAGUGUGGUGCAGUGAGGAGGAGGUCCAUGAGGAGGAGGUCCCGGGUCAGUGUGCAGUGUGGUGCAGUGAGGAGGAGGUCCCAGGUCAGUGUGCAGUGUGGUGCAGUGAGGAGGAGGUCCCGGGUCAGUGUGCAGUGUGGUGCAGUGAGGAGGAGGUCCCGGGUCAGUGUGCAGUGUGGUGCAGUGAGGAGGAGGUCCCGGUCAGUGUGCAGUGUGGUGCAGUGAGGAGGAGUGAGGGAGUCCCGGAGGUCCCGGGUCAGUGUGCAGUGUGGUGCAGUGAGGAGGAGGUCCCGGGUCAGUGUGCAGUGUGGUGCAGUGAGGAGGAGGUCCCGGGUCAGUGUGCAGUGUGGUGCAGUGAGGAGGAGGUCCCGGGUCAGUGUGCAGUGUGGUGCAGUGAGGAGGAGGUCCCGGGUCAGUGUGCAGUGUGGUGCAGUGAGGAGGAGGUCCCAGUGGUCAGUGUGCAGUGUGGUGCAGUGAGGAGGAGGUCCCGGGUCAGUGUGCAGUGUGGUGCAGUGAGGAGGAGGUCCCGGGUCAGUGUGCAGUGUGGUGCAGUGAGGAGGAGGUCCGGUGAGGAGGAGGUCCCGGGUCAGUGUGCAGUGUGGUGCAGUGAGGAGGAGGUCCCGGGUCAGUGUGCAGUGUGGUGCAGUGAGGAGGAGGUCCCGGGUCAGUGUGCAGUGUGGUGCAGUGAGGAGGAGGUCCCGGGUCAGUGUGCAGUGUGGUGCAGUGAGGAGGAGGUCCCGGGUCAGUGUGCAGUGUGGUGCAGUGAGGAGGAGGUCCCGGGUCAGUGUGCAGUGUGGUGCAGUGAGGAGGAGGUCCCGGGUCAGUGUGCAGUGUGGUGCAGUGAGGAGGAGGUCCCGGGUCAGUGUGCAGUGUGGUGCAGUGAGGAGGAGGUCCCGGGUCAGUGUGCAGUGUGGUGCAGUGAGGAGGAGGUCCCGGGUCAGUGUGCAGUGUGGUGCAGUGAGGAGGAGGUCCCGGGUCAGUGUGCAGUGUGGUGCAGUGAGGAGGAGGUCCCGGGUCAGUGUGCAGUGUGGUGCAGUGAGGAGGAGGUCCCGGGUCAGUGUGCAGUGUGGUGCAGUGAGGAGGAGGUCCCGGGUCAGUGUGCAGUGUGGUGCAGUGAGGAGGAGGUCCCGGGUCAGUGUGCAGUGUGGUGCAGUGAGGAGGAGGUCCCGGGUCAGUGUGCAGUGUGGUGCAGUGAGGAGGAGGUCCCGGGUCAGUGUGCAGUGUGGUGCAGUGAGGAGGAGGUCCCGGGUCAGUGUGCAGUGUGGUGCAGUGAGGAGGAGGUCCCGGGUGUCAGUGUGCAGUGUGGUGCAGUGAGGAGGAGGUCCCGGGUCAGUGUGCAGUGUGGUGCAGUGAGGAGGAGGUCCCGUGAGGAGGAGGUCCCGGGUCAGUGUGCAGUGUGGUGCAGUGAGGAGGAGGUCCCGGGUCAGGUGGUCAGUGUGUGCAUGAGGAGGAGUGAGGAGGAGGAGGUCCCGGGUCAGUGUGCAGUGUGGUGCAGUGAGGAGGAGGUCCCGGGUCAGUGUGCAGUGUGGUGCAGUGAGGAGGAGGUCCCGGGUCAGUGUGCAGUGUGGUGCAGUGAGGAGGAGGUCCCGGGUCAGUGUGCAGUGUGGUGCAGUGAGGAGGAGGUCCCGGGUCAGUGUGCAGUGUGGUGCAGUGAGGAGGAGGGUCCCGGUGAGGAGGAGGUCCCGGGUCAGUGUGCAGUGUGGUGCAGUGAGGAGGAGGUCCCGGGUCAGUGUGCAGUGUGGUGCAGUGAGGAGGAGGUCCCGGGUCAGUGUGCAGUGUGGUGCAGUGAGGAGGAGGUCCCGGGUCAGUGUGCAGUGUGGUGCAGUGAGGAGGAGGUCCCGGGUCAGUGUGCAGUGUGGUGCAGUGAGGAGGAGGUCCCGGGUCAGUGUGCAGUGUGGUGCAGUGAGGAGGAGGUCCCGGGUCAGUGUGCAGUGUGGUGCAGUGAGGAGGAGGUCCCGGGUCAGUGUGCAGUGUGGUGCAGUGAGGAGGAGGUCCCGGGUCAGUGUGCAGUGUGGUGCAGUGAGGAGGAGGUCCCGGUCAGUGUGCAGUGUGGUGCAGUGAGGAGGAGGUCCCGGGUCAGUGUGCAGUGUGGUGCAGUGAGGAGGAGGUCCCGGGUCAGUGUGCAGUGUGGUGCAGUGAGGAGGAGGUCCCGGGUCAGUGUGCAGUGUGGUGCAGUGAGGAGGAGGUCCCGGGUCAGUGUGCAGUGUGGUGCAGUGAGGAGGAGGUCCCGGUGUCAGUGUGCAGUGUGGUGCAGUGAGGAGGAGGUCCCGGGUCAGUGUGCAGUGUGGUGCAGUGAGGAGGAGGUCCCGGGUCAGUGUGCAGUGUGGUGCAGUGAGGAGGAGGUCCCGGUGUGCAGUGUGGUGCAGUGA